AGGAUACCUUGUCUGAUAUCAAUGCUGAGAGUGAGGCAGACUUCAGCGAUUUCGAAGAUACGCGGCCAGAGAUGAACAAUUUGGGUUUCCUCAAAGCAGACGGGCAGAAGUUUUGCGAUGUCAGCGGAGCCCAGCCCAGUGGCACUGAGCAAUUGCAACGACACACCUCCAAUCUGAAGGGCGACUGGAAGGAUCGUUUGCAGAAACUCUUCGACCUGGUGCCCGAUGAGGAAACCGACCAGCAGGAGCCAAAGGCGGAGAAAGAAAUCCCAGAGGAGGAGUUGCCCAAGGGAAGCACAUGGACAAGUGAUGCCGUGGUUCCGGCCAACUGAGCCACGUCGCGUUUCGUCGCUUGUUUAUUGGCGCCGUAGGAUGCAUCCCUGAGAGCAGGGGGAUGGGUAGGCCAAUGAUGUAUCCACAGGACCAGUGGUCGAAGAUACCGCAACCGAUUG
Molecule: messenger RNA, 452 nt
Organism: Cladocopium goreaui
Lineage: Eukaryota; Dinophyceae; Suessiales; Symbiodiniaceae
Source: the annotation of a GenBank genome assembly